AUGAAUUUAGCGACCGGCACAGGGCUCGUGGUCACUAUAUCCAACUUCCCACGAGCCGACGCCUUUCCAAAACUCGACAAACCGAACGCGAAAAGCUCCCCGAGCGACAGCCUCCCGGACAAGAACCCUUGCCAAUACCGAGGCUCGACCUCGAAAAAGCUUUCAACAAACCUCCUCCUCUCCCACACCUUCCCACACAUCUCGGGCCCACGAAUAACCGACCCUCCGCCGCCACCAAGGCACUCGACAAUCGCCCCCGCGACAGCUGGCGCCACCGCCAUCGCCCGAGCCAACGUGUACCCAGUCGCUGGGUGCACGACUCCCGAGUUCGCCCCAAAAGCCAUAACGAUCUGCGGAAUCUUCGGUAGCGGGCCCCCCAACACGAUGAAGCACCUCUCUUCCUCGAUGACCGUCUUCACUCGAAUCCCGAGAUGCCUAAGCCUCGCCGCCAUGCGGCUCUUGGUCUCCGCGUAG
This is a messenger RNA of Striga asiatica, 474 nucleotides long. NCBI's taxonomy places the organism in Eukaryota, Viridiplantae, Streptophyta, Magnoliopsida, Lamiales, Orobanchaceae. The record is from the annotation of a GenBank genome assembly.